Messenger RNA from Paraphaeosphaeria sporulosa, 1645 nucleotides. RefSeq lists its product as uncharacterized. Gene Ontology annotation, molecular function: DNA-binding transcription factor activity, RNA polymerase II-specific; transcription cis-regulatory region binding; zinc ion binding. Gene Ontology annotation, biological process: positive regulation of transcription by RNA polymerase II. The transcript is spliced from 4 exons. Lineage: Eukaryota; Fungi; Ascomycota; Dothideomycetes; Pleosporales; Didymosphaeriaceae. Gene Ontology annotation, cellular component: nucleus. The coding region runs from base 74 to 1576 and encodes 500 amino acids. The record is from RefSeq and is a predicted model, not a curated record.
UCUUCCAUUCGUUAAUCCUUGCUUUUGCAAUCUGGUACAGUCUUAACUCCGGGAACGGCGCGCAAGUAAAGACAUGGGAAGAGCGGCAACAGGGAAGAGAAGCUGCGGCACGUGUAAAGAUCGAAAAAUUCUCUGCGAUAGAACUACUCCUACUUGUUCUCAAUGUACACGGACAAAACGCGAAUGCAAAGGCUACGGCCUGCGACUGUCGUGGCCAAGAGAGAAAGAUGCUAGACGUGCUAUCGUGCUCCAGUCUUCUCGGCAUAAUAUAAAGCAUUCAGACAAGCGAGUAAAAAAUGCGUCCAUGGUCCAUGCCACGAAUUGGGACAUAGAGAUGUACAUGUUCUUGUCAGCCCUAGCUGCUCGUGCGCCCGUGCUUCAUGAGCCGGUACGAUGGAACCCUCACCAAAUGGGAGAAGUGGAGUGGGACUUGCUGAAUUAUUUUCAACUGGAAGCAUCCCGAUCUCUCACUACAUUUGGUUCCGACCCAAAGCAUCUCGCAAAAUUCCUCAUGCAAAUAUCGCAGAAUGGAAAAUCGCCGGCUUCGAAAGCAGUUCUCCACUCCAUCCUCGGACUCUCAUCUGUAUAUCGUUACGGCUGGAAUGCUCAAGCUAUGGAAUUCAAAAUUUCUAGUUUGCGAGCUCUAGCCCAGGCGUCAGAGACGUUCGAAGAGUCGGUAGAAGGCACGCAUCAUGUCGCGGCAGGAAUGCUUCUGUGUUCCCUUGAGGUUCACAUGGCCUCUUGCAGUGCCAGCGAGUGGACGUGGUACGUCAACGGCAUCAAAGAAAUUCUUUACUCUGAUAUUCCCCACCGGAAAUGCACACUCGACGUAGAGAAAACAAUGCUGAUGAAUUGGGUCUACUACCAUGAUAUCAUGAAGGUUUUCAGCAUCCGGCACUGGAAGCCGGAACGAGAAGACGAAGUUAUAGCGUCCAUAAGCCAGCCUCAGAUUCUGAACGAAUCCAGCACCCGGAAGCUAGUAAGCAGGGAAGAGCUCACAUACUGCGACGAGCCACUGUCAUCGGCACCCUGGAUACCUGCGAUCUUGAAGCUGAUGUCAGAGCUCUGCGACACAGUGCCAACGAAACCGUGCCUACAAAGCAUGAGUGCACAAGAACUGGAUGUAUACGCAAACCGCAUCAAGAUACUCGACUGGCGGAUUAGAGACAUUCCGAUGCCUUCUCCUACCGAGAAGUCCAGCGCAAGCGUCUAUUUAUAUCAGCUCGCCAUGCUCAUCUACCUCAAUCGCGUCACCGAGAAUAUCCUCAAGCAAACCUCAAAGCUGAAAGGAUAUAUCGACAACGCAUUCACGCUCAUAUCUGAGCUGGAAACAUGCAAGCCACACUUCCCAAUGUACAUCAUAGGCUGGGAGGCACGGACCGAUGAGCAGCGAGCGACUUUCCUCGAAAUGUUGGAACGGACCAAGAAAGAUCCAUCCUCCCGGUCAGUGUUCCAUGUCGAGGCAUUGGUGCAAGCUGGGUGGACGCAAGACGAUCUUGCCGAAGAGGAUUUGAACUACUGGGAUAAAGUGACUACUCUCGUCAGCGUCUGCUUCACCAUGCCCAGCUUUGUAUAAGUGCGAUUCGUGGUUAGGAUAGCUUAGUCCAGCUAACUCCAUAUCUCAAGAACCCAUCAUGUCUUCCAG